Messenger RNA from Thlaspi arvense, 2106 nucleotides. The record is from the annotation of a GenBank genome assembly. Lineage: Eukaryota; Viridiplantae; Streptophyta; Magnoliopsida; Brassicales; Brassicaceae.
AUGUCACAGGAAAAAUCAUUACCACCACGUGACGAAGAUUACUUGCCUCGCCGAGAUGAGCAAUGGUCUUCAUUAAGAGGACCUCCAUUCUCACAGAGAGAUUCUAGAGUGCGUCAUUCUGAUCUGGACCCUUAUCCUGAUAAACCUAAGAUGGUUGAUAAGAAUGCAGAUCCACCAAGUGAGGUCCUAUGGAUUGGGUUUCCGGCUUUGUUGAAGGUAGAUGAAGUGAUUUUAAGGAAAGCUUUUCACCAUUUGGUGAAAUUGAGAAGAUUACCACCUUUCCAGGUCGUAGUUAUGCUUUUGUUCGUUUCAAAAACAUGGCGAGUCUGGCUCAUCCAACAUUGGAAGGAACUCUAUGAAUGCCCCUUCCUCCCCCGCUUGAAGUCAUAUGGCCGGACAGGAUCGUCUGAGAUCUUCCUCCAUGAAAGAGAUUUUGGUAGUUUCAGUGGAGAUUCCACCAUGAGAUCUCCACCUUAUAUAUCAAGUCUGGAACCUGAGGAUCCUGAUAUACUGGCUUUCAGCCAUAAGGGAAAUUUAUUUGAACAGAGAAGAUUCCAAGAGCCAGAUGCUGAACUAGGGUUACCAGAAAGCAUGUACAGACGUGUUUCUUCAAGAGACAGAGAUGCUCAUUUCCGUGAUUUCUCUCCUGAGUUUCCUAGAAAAGAUUCAUCCUAUGAUGAUUCUUGGGACUUGCCUGAAGAUGUCUUGCUCUUUCAUGGAGCAAAGAAAAUAAAAACUGGCUAUUUUCCUCCAGAUAACGAGCUCCCAGAAUAUCCUCUCUCAGGUUCAGACCAGGCAAGACAUCCUUUCCCAAAAACGUUCCAUGAUAUUCCUCCAACUGAGGUCCUCGAUAAAAAUUUUGAAUCGAGACCUUUUGGGUAUAAACAAAUCCCUGACCAUGCUUUAUCUCAACCAUAUGGGGAAAGGAUUGAACGCCGGAAUCCAUCUUAUGAUAGCUUUCAGGGUCAUUCUGGUUCAUUGCCUUCACUUCCUGUUGAGCGGAGAAGACCAACUCCUGAAUCCCAUCAGCCUUCUUUAACUGGAGAGUGGAAAUGGGAAGGGACUAUAGCAAAAGGAGGAACUUCCAUCUGUCGAGCCCGCUGCUUUCCUGUUGGAAAAGUACUGGACAUGACGUUGCCUGAAUUCUUAGAUUGCACGGCAAGGACCAGCUUAGACAUGCUUGCAAAGCAUUACUACCAAGCAGCUAGUGCAUGGGUAGUUUUCUUUGUUCCAGAAAGUGAUGCUGAUAUUGGAUACUAUAAUGAGUUCAUGCAUUAUCUUGAGGAGAAGCAGCGAGCAGCAGUGGCUAAAUUGGAUGAUAAAACCACCCUGUUUCUUGUACCCCCUUCAGAAUUCUCAGAGAAAGUGCUUAAGGUGCCGGGUAAAUUGAGCAUUUCUGGUGUUGUUUUGAGGUUAGAGCAUACUGGUUCCAACUUGGAGUCUGCUCUUCAACAACCACAAGCAGAUAUGCCCUACACAAAAUCAACGUCACCUUCAGGACCUUUUCCACCAGUUCUGGCAUUUUCUAAUACGGGAAAAUCUGGAGUUUCACCUGCCUCAAUUUCAGGCUCUCCCCAUGCUCCUGGAAGUAUGUCAGGACCCACUAAUGAAAACAGGAACGAAAUGCUACGUCAUCUAAGCCCUCCAUUUGGGCCAAACUGGUCACCUCACCAUCCACAAAAUUCAAAUCUUGGUGCUAGAAAUAUUGUGUCACAAGCAUCAUAUAAGGCAGACGAUUCUGCUACAAGGGAUAUAACACAGUCGUGCCCAGAGCUGUGCAGGAAACUAGUUCAAGUCGUUACAGCACUGGAAUUUCAGUCAGGGAGUGCGGGGGGUGUUCCUGGCUUAUCUACAGCAGAAGAGUUUAGGCCAUCCAAUGCCAUGAAUUAUUCUGAAAACUCAUUAAGGGCACCUCAGAAAUAUCCCGAGGCUUCUUCAUCUCAGUUCGGGCUUGGGCAGCCAGCGUCGAGCCUGCCUGUGUUGCCUCAACAGAUGCCAACUUCUGUCAUGCAAGAGGAAGAUGCAGAUCCCCAGAAACGCCUUCAGGCCACGUUGCAGCUGGCUGCUGCUCUUCUUCAGCAAAUCCAACAAGGGAAAGGGAGUUGA